AAAGUGAAACCACAACCGAAAUACAUACAGUUGAUUAACUAGAUUAAAAUGUACGAAACUUGUACCUUUCUUACCCAAAUUUCAACUAAACCUAGGGUUUCUGCGACUCAAACAAACAAAAUCUGCACAAAUCUCUUCAAUUCAUCUGUAUUUAUACUUUUUUUUCAAACCCUAGCAUCUUAGAUCGAGUUACGUGAUGGAGACGCAAAGGACUGUCGAAUUUCCGCACCACAAUUUGGAUAAACGACCGCGAAAAUGGCCUCGAUCGGCUUGGGACGUGCCGGAUCAUGUUAUUCCUCAUCCGAAGAUCGGAUAUCGAGCAAAAUGGGUGAAGGUACUUUCGGGCAAGUUUUGGAGUGUUUGGACAACGAAAAGAAAGAGCCUGUAGCAAUUAAAGCUGUCCGUUCAAUAAACAAGUAUCGUGAAGCCGCCAUGAUUGAAAUGGAUGUUCUACAGACGCUUGCUAGCCAUGAUGUUGGUGGGUCACGAUCGGAUAUCGAGCAAAAUGGGUGAAGGUACUUUCGGGCAAGUUUUGGAGUGUUUGGACAACGAAAAGAAAGAGCCUGUAGCAAUUAAAGCUGUCCGUUCAAUAAACAAGUAUCGUGAAGCCGCCAUGAUUGAAAUGGAUGUUCUACAGACGCUUGCUAGCCAUGAUGUUGGUGGGUCACGCUUAUGCAGGAUUAGAUAUCCUUGCUAAAGUGGCUUUAAAUGAAGGCAUGAGCAGUUACGUCUUCGUUGUUUAUCGCCAUGAUGCGAGUGCCUUAGUUGUUAUGGCCCCGUUUGCCAUUGUUCUUGGCAGGAAUUCAUGGCGAAACAUGACGGUCUCUAUUUUCAUCAAGCUUAUGAUCCUUGCACUCUUGGAGCCGGUUAUUGGUCAGAAUCUCUAUAUUCUCGGAAUGAGGGCUACAACAGCAACAUUCACAGUUUCAAUGUCCAACGUUCUUCCUGCUUGGAUUCUAAGGCUUGAGGUGGUGAACCUAAAGAGUAUCCGGAGCCAGGCUAAAGUUGCAGGAACUCUCACAACGGCCAUGAUAAUGACACUUGUUAAAGGACCACUUCUAGAGCUGUUUUGGACAAAGGGAAGAACAAAUAAAAAGGAAGAAAUGCAUAAUGGCGUAGAUCUACAGCUCUCCCUCAAGGGCGCCAUUAUGAUCGUGAUCGGAUGUUUCGGUUGGUCAUGCUUCGUGAUUCUACAAGCAAUUACACUAAAGUCAUAUCCGGACGAGCUGGCUAUGACCGCUUGGAUAUGCUUAUUGGCGACAAUCGAGGGUGCUAUAGCGACGUUGAUCAUGGAGAGGGGGAACCCUGCAGUUUGGGCUAUAAUAUGUUCAGGUGCUGUUUACUACGUCCAAGGGAGCAUUAUGAGAGAAAGAGGUCCGGUUUUUGUGACUGCAUUUAACCCAUUGUGUAUGAUAGUCGUAGCUGUCACGGGAUCGAUUUUUCUAGCCGAGAAAACAUACCUAGGAAGAAGGGUUCUAGGAGCAGUUGUCAUAGUUGUGGGGCUUUAUAUGGUCGAUUGGGGUAAAAGCAAGGAUCAGGAGCACAAAGAUCCGUCCCUUUCUAUGGAUGAGCAUACAACACCCGAAAACCAAAUAUUGGGUGAAGAGUCUAAGACAAAUUGCAACGACCAGGUUAUUGCUAUCAAAACAUCUGAUGAAAUUUGCGAUGAACAUGAUGAGAUUCAGCCGGCUGAUGUUUGAUAGGCGUGUUUGGGUUCGGCAUGCAUGGGGUUGGGUCGUAUCUUUAUUAUUUGUUUUGUUUCUUUUAGUUAAGUGUGUGACUAUUUAUUAUAUGUUUACCAAGUUAUUGUUAAUCAUAGUAGUUUUGUUUGUUAGUUAUGAUUUAACAAUUAUAUGUUUA
Molecule: messenger RNA, 1860 nt
Organism: Helianthus annuus (common sunflower)
Lineage: Eukaryota; Viridiplantae; Streptophyta; Magnoliopsida; Asterales; Asteraceae
Product: WAT1-related protein At2g37460
Exons: 10
Coding region: 627-1700 (357 amino acids)
Cellular component (GO): plasma membrane
Molecular function (GO): transmembrane transporter activity
Source: RefSeq, a predicted model, not a curated record